Messenger RNA from Monomorium pharaonis (pharaoh ant), 2901 nucleotides. RefSeq names its product odorant receptor 4. Gene Ontology annotation, biological process: sensory perception of smell; detection of chemical stimulus involved in sensory perception of smell. The transcript has 4 exons. Bases 1391 to 2341 code for a protein of 316 amino acids. NCBI's taxonomy places the organism in Eukaryota, Metazoa, Arthropoda, Insecta, Hymenoptera, Formicidae. Gene Ontology annotation, cellular component: plasma membrane. Gene Ontology annotation, molecular function: odorant binding; olfactory receptor activity. The record is from RefSeq and is a predicted model, not a curated record.
AUUUGUUUAUAUAUACUUUUAUAUUUUCUACUAUCUUUUUUACAUAUAGCUCGUAUUUCUAUUUUUUUCUUUUUGUAUUUUUCAACGCUUACGUUCCGCCAUUCUUUACAACUUAUCCUUGCCUUAUUAAAGAUCUUAGCAAUCCUGUUUUUAAUAUCUUGGUGUACCUCGAUUAUUUCAUGAUUAUUUAAUUUCCUAUUUUAUUAAUUGUGUUAUUUUUUUGAGUACAAUAUUACAUAUAAUAGACUUUUAUUAUAUUAUAUAAUUAUAUAUUAUAUUAACUAUUAGUAUUAAUUUUAAAUUAUUUUUUUUGCAUUCUCCGCAAUUUAUCAUAGAUGCAUAUUAUCAUAGAAAACAAAUAAUAUUGUUACAGAUUGUAAGAUUUAACUUACUACUACAUCACGAUUUUACUUUCGUUCGAAAUAAACAACAUUAGCAGUAGAAAAAAUUUGCAUACAAAUCAAAAUAAAUAAUAAUCAAUAUUUCUCACCAUUUCGAUGUUACUUACUACUCUGUUGUCUGUCAAGUGCAUUAGUGUACUUGCACGCGCGCUUUCGUCGAAAGUCAGAAGAAACUUGGAAGAAAAAUCAAUAAUGUGAAAUCUACAUAAAGUUGUGUUAAAUGAAAUCGAACAAAGUGAGCCUAUGGUUUUUUCCCUUUCUUUUUUUUCUCCUCCUCUCUGUCUCUCUUACAUCUUCGCUCAUUAUUCUCUCUUCGAGUUUCAUCGAUUUCUAUUCGGACUUUACACACUUUCUGCCUGCACAGCGUCUUGCAUUUUAAAUGUAUUACUUUUUAUUGCGUCGGUUACGUAGGAAACGACAAGCAGAAAGAGGGAAGAAAGAUAAAGAUUCGUCCGCACAAAUAUUCUUUUUUCCUCUUUUUCAUCGUAUCUCGAUUUUCUCGUAUUUGAAACCAUGACAGUUUAUAAUCAUGAACAUAAUAAUUGCACUUGAUUUUCCUCGAACAUACGAUCUUUACGUAGGCUGAAAACUCUUCUGAUCACUAUUAUAAAUUUAAUAUUCGAUGUGUGUUUGCGUGUUGCACAUCUACGUUUGCUUGAAUUUUUAAAGCAAAUUGCUUAUUGCUUGACCGAUCGGUAGAGUCAUCGAUUUGAGAGGUACUCUUUUCAUUUUUUUUCCUACGAGCGUUACAGUAGGAAAGCCACAGCAAUUGCAUGUGAAAUUUAAAUCUACAUGCAAAUAUUUAAUAAUUGUGAGGAGACUAGAAUGUGUUCUUUGUUUUGCCUUCUGUUCAAGAUUUUCAUUUUGUGCCGUGAAGCUCAGUGCUAUACAUCGUACAAAUAAUCAGUUUUAUUCAAUAAUGUGAUACUCCUUUUUUUAAAACAAAGACAAUAGUGGUCGGAAAUAAGAAAAGUGAAAACAAGAAAAAUAUGAAAAAAACACCUAUAAGUACCAUUAACCGAGCUAUAGAAAUUCCGCUUCGAAUUUUUGGUAUCUGGCCAGGAUCAUCAUACAUUCCAUUCUGUAGACUAUUUUGGACGAUUGCAAUAGCGGCAACUCAAUCUUUUCAAUAUCGAUAUGUUAUUAAGCACUUAUAUACUGUCGAUCUGUCCGAUCUGAUGGAGUGCUUAGGUGCUACUUUGAGUUUUACCCAAUUUUUUUUUAAAAUCAUCAAUUUUUGGGUCAAUCAGCGAACAUUCGACAAAAUAUUGGCGAUGAUGGCAAUGGAUUGGAAGAAAAGCAAUAAUACUGAUUUUAGUACACGUGCGAUAAUCAGAAAAGCCAUUUUAUCGCAUAAUAUUUCUAAUUUAUGCUUUGGUAGUGUUAUAAUAGUCGUAACAUUGUAUUCGGCUAGCAUUUUCACUUAUAACUCGUUCAAUCUAGAUGAAACUGAUAUAUCCAUGCGACCGCUUAUUUUAAAGAUGGAUUUUCCAUUUAGCGGUGAUACACGAUUUGUUUAUGAAUUAAUAUUGCUCUCACAAAUUCUUUGUACAGUACUCGCUGGCUGUGGCAAUGUCAUGCUGAACACUCUCCUUAUUGUCUUGGUAUUACAUUUAGCUGGCCAAAUUGAGAUUCUCAGUAAAUGGAUAACAGAUAUUAUUUCAGAGGAAGACGAAUAUACAUUAAACUUAACAACAAUAAGAAAAAUAAUUAAAAAACAUCAGAAUAUUAUUACUUUUUCAAAAAAUAUCGAAAAUAUAUUUUCCGAUAUUGCGUUGGUACUGUUCGUAUCAGACACUCUGAGUAUCUGUGCUCUCAGUUUUGUACUUGUUACGUAUUCCGUACAAAGUAUUAUUUUUAAUAUCUCAGUCAAUUGGAAGGCCCGAUACUGCUACAAUUGUAAUGAAAACUCUUGGAUUUUAUUUCGUAAUAAAUUUUGAAGUAUUCAUGUUUUGUUUAGCUGGAGAAUACUUAAGCUCUAAGGUUAGUAUUAACAUUUGUGAUAUGUCCAAUUAUUAUUAAAUAAAUUUCUAAUUUUUCUUUUUAAUCCUUAACUCUUGGUAUAUAGAGUAAAGUAAUCGGAGACGCUGCAUACUGUUCCCGUUGGUAUCAAUGCAGAUUUCAAGACAGUCGGAUUAUCUUGUUUCUGAUAAUGAGAUCACAAAACCAAAUGACGAUUACAGUUGGGAAAUUCAUGGAUCUUUCCUUCGAACGAUUUGUCAGUGUAAGAACAAUAUCAAAAUAGUUUUUUCUAAAAGUGCUUUUAAUUUUGAUAUAAAAACACGGUAUAUAAAAUCUCAAUCUAUUAUUUACAAUGCUUUAUAAUAAAGAAAUAUUAUACAUAUUUUCUUAUGUAAUGUUAUUGCAUUUGCAUAUGCUAAUUUAUUAACAAAUCCAUAAUAUUGUUAUAGAUUAUGAAAGCUUCAGCAUCCUAUGUAUCAGUUAUGCUAGCAUUAUAUUGAAGAAAAUGUAAGUGAAUAAUACAAUAACUGUAAUAAAA